CUGAUCAUUUCCCAAUGGCCAAGGCACUGUGUCAGCCCCGGCGGGCGUAGAUUGCAUCAACGGGGGCAGACGCGCAGUGGUCAGGCCUCCGUGCAUAUAAGAAGCCUAGCUGAGAUCACCGGCACCCUUUAUCUCAACGAUCAUGUCGAAAUCGCCUAUUACAUGCCAUGUGCUUGACUCAUCGCUGGGCAAGCCAGCGGCGGGUGUCCGCGUCCGCCUGCAAGAGUACAACCCAAUAGCUGAAGCAGCAGCCGCACUUGAGCCGCUCGUAGAGGGAGAGACCGAUUCGGACGGUCGUUGCAUGCAGCUAUGGCCCAAAGCGACAGAAGGUCAGACUCAGGAAGAGCUCGCCAAGCUGAAGGCGGGCGCCAUGUACAAGGUCUUCUUCAAGACGAAGGAGUAUUUCGAGGGCACAGGAAGGAAAUGCUUCUAUCCCUGGGUAGAGAUUACAUUCGAAGUGCAAGAUCCCGACCAACACUACCACAUACCCCUGCUCAUUAGCCCCUACUCGUACACAACCUACAGAGGUAGCUGAACAUUGUAAUAUACUCCAAACAUACACUACGGAUACAUGUACAUGUGUUCUAGGUAUCAACAACUGUGCAUAAUGCGGGUUAGGCUGUUACAGUAGUGCAGGCGGUCUAGAUA
Messenger RNA from Rhodofomes roseus, 648 nucleotides. Its product is annotated as transthyretin. Gene Ontology annotation, biological process: purine nucleobase metabolic process. Lineage: Eukaryota; Fungi; Basidiomycota; Agaricomycetes; Polyporales; Fomitopsidaceae. Bases 143 to 535 code for a protein of 130 amino acids. The transcript is spliced from 5 exons. Gene Ontology annotation, molecular function: hydroxyisourate hydrolase activity. The record is from RefSeq and is a predicted model, not a curated record.